AUGUCGAGUCAGGAAAAACAAGAACAGCCUAAGAGAGGAUUCAUCGGCUGGGCCAAGCGGGUGACGAACCUGAUACUUGCGCAGUAUCUUGUCAUUGGAUUUGCCACCGCCUGCGUAUUAGGAUAUUUCUUCCCGUCUGUCGCUCGACAUGGAGGCGUCAUACGCUCCGAGUAUAGCGUCCUCUAUGGCGCUGUCGCUUUCAUCUUCCUUGUCAGCGGACUGCAGCUUUCGCCUGAGAAGCUACGCAAGAAUAUGACAAACUGGAGAUUGCACAUUCUGGUUCAUGGAAUCAGUUUUGCUUUCAUCCCAGCUAUCGUCUUGGCCAUUGUUCAUAUCUCCAUUGCCGCUGGAGCUCUUGAGUCGCAAACUCCUUCGCCACCAAUUCUCAUCGGCCUUCUCACUACGGCAUGUCUUCCAACAACCAUUGCCUCCAAUGUUGUCAUGACACGAGCUUCAGGGGGGGAUGAGGCUGCGGCUAUCAUCUCGGUCGUGAUCGGCAACGUGGCAGGAUCCUUUCUCUCACCACUACUUAUCUACGGCUUCUUUCCAACUGGUCAUUCUGAAGUGUUCGAUAACUGGCGCCCUGCUGAUCCAUCUACCCUGGGACACAUGUAUGCAGAUGUCGCUAAACAACUAUGUCUUAGCGUCGUCUUGCCUCUCAUUGUCGGUCAGGCUAUAAGAUGGAAGUGGGAAGAGCGUACAGUGAAAGUCCUCAACACACUUAAAUUGGCUAAAGUUUCGACAAUAUGUCUCGUUCUGCUUGUCUGGACAACGUUCUCUGGGGCCUUUGGUACCGGGGCGUUGAAAGACUUGUCGACCAGCAAUGUCCUUUUUCUUGUCUUUAUGAACGUUGCACUGUAUGCUCUUUUUACCGUCAUCUGCUUUUUCCUCGCGAGGCCUCCCGAGAGAUUGGUCAGAAUGGCUUCUUCAUCUUGGCUGAGGGUCUUGUUUCAGCGUAUGACCAAAGAGCAGACUAUUGCGGUAUGCUUUUGCGGCGCGGCCAAAACAACAAGUUUGGGUAUCCCGCUGGCAAGCUCAAUGUGGGCUCGUGCGGAUGAUCUGACACGGGCUUACAUUCAGAUACCAGUAUUGCUAUACACUAUAGAGCAGGUUUUUAUGGCCCAAGGGUUAGUGUAUGUCUUCAAAUGGUAUAUGCGUCGUGAAGCUAAGGAGAGCGUCGACGAGGAAACAGAACAGGAUACUUCUGGGGAACAGCAGUCUACAGCAACACAUACGGAAGCUUCUGGCUUAUCAAGAGAAGUUAUUGACGCGGAUACAGAAGAAAAGGUACAGCGUAGAUCAUAG
This is a messenger RNA of Fusarium venenatum, 1305 nucleotides long. RefSeq names its product putative sodium bile acid cotransporter. Lineage: Eukaryota; Fungi; Ascomycota; Sordariomycetes; Hypocreales; Nectriaceae. The record is from RefSeq and is a predicted model, not a curated record. Gene Ontology annotation, cellular component: plasma membrane.